Messenger RNA from Synchiropus splendidus (mandarinfish), 7774 nucleotides. It is a transcript of the gene gigyf1a, whose product is annotated as GRB10 interacting GYF protein 1a. Gene Ontology annotation, biological process: insulin-like growth factor receptor signaling pathway. The coding region runs from base 703 to 3873 and encodes 1056 amino acids. Lineage: Eukaryota; Metazoa; Chordata; Actinopteri; Syngnathiformes; Callionymidae. Gene Ontology annotation, molecular function: protein binding. The transcript has 26 exons. The record is from RefSeq and is a predicted model, not a curated record.
GUCACGUGGUGUUACAGGGACGGCCAUGUUUCUGAAACACAAACAACAAGCAGAGCAGCGACGCGGAUCCAGCAUACAUUCACGGUGACAUAACGGACAUAUACACAGAAAUAGUACAAGUACCACACAUCAGAGCCAGUACCAGUACAAUUCUGUCGAAUCUACAGUCACUAAACCAGACCCAUGCUGUAGCAGAACCUGCCUGCUUAAGUGGUGAAGAGGACGGAGGGCAGAAAAAGUAGGAGUCACCCGGUUGGGUCUCCAUCGACCCAGCUAUCAUCUUGGGGCCAACAGUAGCCCACGGAGGGAGAGGAGAGAGAGAGAGCGACUUGUGUCUACAUUUGGCAGCUGAUCCAGCAGCCUGGCCACCUGGGGUUCCUGUGUGACAGGAAAAAAAAAACUGCUGUAAAACUUAAAAAAAGUCUGUUUACUGAUAAUUGGGAGUUUGAGUAGCAGGAGCUUUCAAACUGUCAAAAACCUGAUAACCAGGUACUCCUCAAGCACCUAAAAUUGGCAGCUAUUCAUUCAGUGUAUGUGUAUUUGUUUGAAAAGAUCGCAUAGUAAACACCACUCAGCCUUCUAGUCACCCAAGCCUAAACAACUGAACGAGCCAGCAGUUGCCUGGUCCAGCCCGGUCCAGUCCAGUCCAGCCUGCUCUGAUCAUCUGGACAGGAUACUUACUUCUGUGUGGACAAGAGGAAUAUGACUGCUGAGACUCUAAACUUCGGCCCAGAAUGGCUCCGUGCACUGUCCAGUGGGGGGAGUGUGACCUCUCCCCCACCUUCCCCCGCCAUGCCAAAGUACAAGCUGGCCGAAUACCGUUACGGCCGCGAAGAAAUGUUAGCACUUUAUGUAAAAGACAACAAGGUCCCAGAAGACAUGCAGGAUAAAGAGUUUGCUGCUAUUCUGCAAGAGGAACCCAUGCAGCCCCUUGCACUGGUACCACUUACUGAGGAGGAGCAGCGGAACUUCUCGAUGUCUGUGAACAGUGUGGCUGUGCUGAGGUUGAUGGGGAAAGGAGUCAGUGGUGCUGCCCCAGCCGGAGUGAUCAGAGGACGAGGGGCUACACGAGGAGGCCGAGGUCGGGGCCGGGGUGAAGGUGGAUUUUACCAAAGAAGUAUUGAAGAUGCAGAGGUAGGCUUCGGACGCAAUGUCCGAGAGAUCCAUCGUAGUCAAAGCUGGGACGACAGGGGUGAGCGGAGGUUUGAGAAACCAAUGCGAAGAGAAGGACGUCCUGGCUUUGAGGAGUCUGGCGGUCCAGGGGGUCCUGGCAGGAAGGACUAUACGAGGGCUGACAGUGAUAACUGGCGUACCCUGAGAGAAGAGCAGCAAGAGGAGGAGGAGUCAGAGCCUGGGAACAAUUGGAGACUAUCUGGUCCCCGCAGAGAUGAUGGUGGUCCUCGCUCAGCUGGCUGGCGGGACCACAGUGGUCCGGGUGAACGCCGAAGAAAGUUUGACUUUGAUUUCCGUGACUCUGAGGGCCACGGUGGUGGCCGUCGGCGUGCUGGCAGUGACGGGCUGGAAGAUGACAGGGAUGGCCUGCCUGAAUGGUGCACUGAUGAAGAGGAUGGGGGAAUGGGCACCUUUGACUCCUCUGGAGCGUUUAUGACCAUGAAGAAGGGUGGUAAGGAGACAAUCCUGGAGGAGGAGUUGGAAUUCAAGGGCAUUGAGGAGGAAGAGGAGGAAGAAGUUUCAGCUGUUGCUAAUGGGGAAAGACCUUCUGAAGGGGACAAAGAUAAAGAAAGUAAAGAUGGCAUCUCAACUCUGGGCGAGAGGGAAGGAAAGUCAGCCUCUCCCUCUUCCUCCCCACCGUCCAACAGUACACCACCUUCUCUGGACCUUCAAACUAGCAGCUCCAAUUCACUGGUCGACAACAGCCCUCUGAGCAGCCACUCUGUCAAAGCUGGUAGCUCUUACAGUGAAGAUGCUCCAGCAGGGGUUUCCAAGAGCCUUACUGUGUCCAGCAACCCUUCGUCCCUGCCCUCCCCUCCUCCUGCAUCGGCUGCUCCCCUUCUUACACCUUCUGGUGGAGGAGACACUGAGGAUGAUGAAGGGAUGAAGCACCUCCAGCAGGAGGCAGAGAAGAUGGUGGCCUCCCUGCAGGAUACGUCACUGGAAGAGGAAUGCUUCACACAGGCACUGCAACAGCAGGAGACCCGAAACACUGCAGCUGCCCUGCCACUGUCUCAUGAGUCAGCCAUGAAGUGGUUCUACAAAGACCCACAAGGAGAGAUACAGGGUCCCUUUACCACCGUGGAGAUGUGCGAGUGGUUCCAGGCGGGCUAUUUUACCAUGACCCUUUUGGUGAAGCGGGGAUGUGACGAGGGCUUCCAGCCACUAGGAGAUGUGAUCAAGAUGUGGGGCCGUGUUCCUUUUGCUCCAGGGCCCUCUCCACCUCCUCUUCUGGUGAGACAGCCGCCUCCGAGUCAGCGCCAGCAGCCCGCCAGGGUGCCCACUGCGACUGGAAACUUGGACCAGGAGCGUCUGAAGAAGCAGCAGCAGCAGGAGCUUGCAGCAGCAGCUCUCUAUCAGCAGAUGCAACAGCAGCAGCUUUUCCAGCUCAUUAACAGGUGCAGUGAGCAGGGUAUGAUGCCUUCGAUAAACAGGUCGAUAUCAGUGCCAGAUACAGGGUCCAUGUGGGACAUGCAUACCUCAGCUUCACAGCCUUCAGGCGGUGAAGCCAGUCUUUGGGACUUAACAAUGAAUUCUUCUACUCAGGGUCCAACUCUGGAACAGCUUCAGAAGCUCCAACAGGAAAGGAGAGAUGCUGAACUCAGGGCGAAGCGGGAAGAAGAGGAACAGCAACGCAAAAGGAGGGAGGAGAAGAGGAGGCAACAGGAGGAGCAGAAGAGGCGGGAGGAGGAGGAGAUUUUUAGACGCAAGCAGUGUCGCCAGCAGCAGGAACUCAUCAUGAAGCUGCUCCAGCACGCUCCUCAGCAGCAGCAGGGGCCUGGUGCUGGUGGCUCCAGCUGGAGUGGGACGUCAUCCUCUGGGCUCAGUAAGUCAGGAAAGACUCUAGCUCUACUGGAAAUGCAACAGGAAGCUGAACGGCUCCUUAAGCAGCAACGAGUGCAGCAGAGACACCCUGGCAUGUCCAUGGGAGGCUCCUCUACGAUGGGGGGACAAUGGGGGGAUGGCGUAGGCAUGUGGGGUGGUCUCGAGGGCAAGAGUAGCAGUGGAGGCUCUGGAGGUGGAAUGGGCAUGUGGGACGAGGCAGUGAAGAACCAGACUGGCAUGCGGGGAAAUGGCAACAACAACCUCGGACUGAAGAACAGCCGCAGCAGCCCCUCACUCAGUGACCAGUACUUGAUGCGACGGAAGCGGACAGAGGAAGAGGAAAAACUUCUAAAGCUACUGCAGGGCAUGAAGCCACAGGAUGGCUUCACAACCUGGUGUGAACAAAUGCUGCAUGCUCUCAACACCUCUGCCAACAACUCCUCCUCCUGCCCUGAUGUUGCCACGAUUGUAGCGUAUCUAAAGGAGGUAGAGUCACCCUAUGCAGUUUUGGACUUUAUCCGGUCCUACCUGGGGGACACUGUGGAAGCCAAAGAGUUCGCCAAACAGUUUCUUGAGAGACGUGCCAAACAGAAAGCAAACCAACAGAGACAGCAGCAGCAGCUGUCAAAGGAAGUGGCUGGACUGAACAUGACCUUCCCUCUGCAGGACUCGAUGCGAGGUAUGAACCCAAGCACCCUGCAGUCCAUGUUUCAAGCCAACCACAUGGGCAAAGCCAGUCUCUAUGAAAGCCAGAGCGGGAAGAUGAAGAAGAAACAACCUAUGAUGCUGCACUCUGACCCCAGCAUUUUAGGUUACUCAUUCCACAAUGCGGACUGUCUGAGCCUGAGUGAGAUGGAGAUGGUGGAGGAUUACUGAGGCGGCGCAGCAGCAAUAGCUACCUGAGGCCUUCUGUCUUUUAAUCAGACACACCUGAUGACGAAUGUGCACUGCUGGAGGAAACCGUGGGGGUGUGGGAGGGGGGGUUGGAACAACGAAGGGGACGAGUCUAAUGUCCUCUUCAGCUGCACCAUUUGAGCAAUGAUAGAGGGAGGGCGUGUGGGGUGGGGUUUCCUCUGGCUCUCAAACGUUUAAGCACCUUAUAUUGAACUACUGCACUUUAUUGAGAGUGGAUUUGUGUGCGCGCCUGUGUGUAUAGAUGUGUGAGAGAGUGGUUGUGUGUGUGGCAAAUCAGUGUGUGUAUGUAUCGGAGAGAAUAAAAAAGGGCGGCGACUGGUGGGGAUAGUCAGGGGGACCUUAUCAAGAGAGCGAAUCCUUUCUCUAAAGAAAAAAAGACAAACACUGUUGAUAUUCUUGUUUUUCUGCAUUAUUGUUAUUUUUUUACAUUUAUAUAAAACAGUAAAGCUACCGAAAAAUAAGUUCUAAAAAAAUAAAAAACUUGAAGAUUUGCACUUGCGUAAAAAAGCGUGAAAAAAAAGUAUAAAAAAAUGGGGUUAGAUAUAGACGCAGAUAUUUUUGUGAAUGUGUGUAUGGAUGAGUGAAUGUGUGUGUCAGAGACAUGGACGUCUGCACAAAUGUAUUUUUUUUUCUUCAUUAGUUGCUAACCAAGAUGUAAAAUACAUAAGAGGCCAUUUUGUCUUUUAUUUUUGCUAAUUUUGUUUUAUGUUAGAGCGAAUGUGUGCAUGUGCAAGAUAAAGGCAACACAUCACACCCUUUAUCUCCGCAUCGCCCCUCAUUGAAAAUAGCAUCCACCACUAUCUUGUAUUCCGUAUUGGAUGGGGCAAACCAUGAGGGACGUGUGUGUGUCAAGUUUGCAGUGUGUCUGUUGAUGACUGGUACUCAUUUGGAUGUUCUUUUAUUUUAUUUUUUAAUGUUUUUUUUUUAUUUUGUAAAAUGCACAUUUGUGCCUCAGAAUAUUGAUGUGAGGGCGUGGCCAUUGAGACAUUAACUCUUUUGACAGUGGGUGUGAUGCGUGUCUGUGCUCAGCACGGACUGAGUGGAUAUUUCUAGGGGCGGGUGGGAUCGGGUGGUCUCCUUUCUGAGAUCACGAUGCCUUGUUUUUUUUUGUGUUUUUUUUUGUGUGUGUAUGAAUGAGCUGUGCCCGAUUUCAGUCGGCAUCGGCGUGGUGCAUGAGUGUUUGUGUUACUUCAAACAAGUUUUGUUUUUCUACGAGAAAUAUAUUAGAGUAUAAACAUUCUAUAGAAAGUUUAAAAGUAUUGGGACUAAGAUGAUGAGCACUUGGGGCUGCUAAUUUUUCUUUGUUGUUUUUUGUUUCAUCGCCAUGUGAAGAAGUGUAUUCUUUCUUUCUUAAGAAAAAUAUUGAAUGUAUUCCAAAAAACAAAAUAUGACAAGAUACCUGAGCUGAAACCGGAUUUUUUUUUUCUCUGAAGAUUUCACAAAUGGAUAAAAAAAAUUUCAGUUUUGUUUUUCAAGAUUUCCACAGUUGAACACACUGCCUCUACAAUCUUGUUUAUUUUUGAUUCCGGACUGGAGCUUUUGGUUGUUUACAAACCACGAGGAUAACUGUGGCUGUGUUUUUGUUUUGUUCCCACACCAUGAGUGGGGUUGGGUUUGCAAGUGCGCUUCAGCCAUUCGGACACAGAGAGGAUUUUAUUUCGUAGAGUUGCAGGAUCCUCAAACUGGACCUUUUUUUUUUCUUAGUUUUUGUGUGGAUUCCUGAAACUUGAUGAUCAACGUGAAGAGGUGGCGGCUGUUGUGCGUUUGAUGGUGGGGGGGGGACUCUGGCGGCUCAUGAGCCUCACCUUCUCACCUAUGCACUUUGCUCAUUCAAGCUGUGAGGUACCAUGCCAGGGAUUCUGGGAGCACAACAACAACAGGAGGACUUAACAGAGGAGCGGAAAAUUCCUAAAACUAAAAAAAGAGACUGAAGAAACUUCCCUUCUCCUGUACAUAAACAUAUUUUUGUACUUUGGAACGACGUUGAUGAAGGAAGUGAUUUUAGGAGUGAAUGUUCUUUACCUUUUUGUUUUGGAUCCAUUCCCCCAAAGUUUGUCAUUCAUCCCAACCUUCUGGGACAAACGGCGGGAAAUUGGACGCCACGUGACAGAAAUGGCACUGCAGCGACUCAUAAGACUGACAGAUGAUCAAAACAAAGGACGUCGCAGCAGCUACACAAUCUGUUUGUGGGGAGGCAGCUGAGUUAUCGACCUGCUGACUGCCAGGACUCCCACUGCAGCACCUUGUCUGGACGCUGUUAUGUUUCUCUUGCUGACCUCUGAACCUGAAACUUAAUCUCUGGACAUGACUUGAGGCGGAGACAGCAGCAUUAUCAGUCUCAAAGCUUCCACAUCGGGCUGCCAGCAGGAGUCAAGGAUGGGACGACGACUGCAUCACCAACCAGCGAGACUUCCUGUGCUUUUGGAGGUGGAACCUCAAGUGAUGACAUCAUCACUGUUGUUGCCCAAAACAGUGGAACUGAUGAACUGAAAGAUUUGUACAUAAAAGGACUUUGACAUACAGAUUCCAAAGGAUACAGACACAUACACAGACACAAAUGUGCACACACACACAAAAUCCAAAGGACAUGCACACACUUGUAAAUAAUGUAAGAUUGUGUCGUUAGAUAUUCGGGUCAAAUUGCCUUAAAAACAUGAAAGUGUGGUCAUGAAUGAGGAGCCUGAGAAGAACGCUGCCUAAUUAGCGUCAGAAUUAAUAAUUCAUAUGUAAAAAAUUUGCAAGGAAUCUGUGUUUAAUUUUGGCGGUUGUUAGAGGAGUCAGAGUUUUGUCUUGGCAGGGCUCACCGCUUUUGUUUCUUUUAAGUGUGUUAUUGUAGGGGAUUGAAACAUGCAGACCUGAAGCUCAGCUGACUUGGUGAUGACCAAUGCAUUUGAUCCAUUUUCAUCCAAACUUGUUAUUUGUUUUCUUUCCCUCUGCAUUCUCUCACGGAACUUGGCACAGAAUGCGAAAAAUCAGAAAAGCCUUAAACGUAUUGCUGUGUCAUUAGUGGCUUCACGUGACGUGAAAAGCCCAUAGUUGGUGAUGGUUUAAAAUUAAAUUGCAUGUUUCGGUGCUAAGGCUGCGAUUUGUCUUGUGGGAAAUCUUGAGGUUCUUUGGAAUUUAAGGCACACUGAAACAGGUUCAUAUUGGAUGUCAUGUCAGUAUGGUCAGUUGAGAGCAGACACAUUUUCACCACUUCGAUGUCGCGGAUGCAAACAUAUGCUUGGCUGUGAUAAUCAAAAAUGAGUAAGAAAUUUGACAAAAACAUUUCGACACCACUGGGUUUUACAGUUAUUUGGUGUUAUAAAUCACACAGGGAAAUGUGUAAAAGUAUUUUUACAGAGAGUCUGAGAUUGAUCUGACUUGUCAUGCACAAAUAUUUGGGUUGCAGAGGCUGAACAAAGAAACUUUUUUUUUCUUAACAGAACAAAACUACUUUUUUUUCAGAACCUCCCUUUGCCCUGUCCAUCUUGUUGAUUAAAAUGUGUUUAUUGAUUUAAUUUUAAAUUUGGCUUUACAUUGAAAUCAUAACUGGUGUAUUUGAGUUUGAAACUGCCAUUGAAGAGACUGACAGCUGUCAGUGUUAUAUGUACAGGUAAUUCCACCUUUUUGUACUUUUAAGAAUUCAAGUUGUUUUCUCCUUUUGGAUGGACAAAAACAAGGCAUGAACGUUUUGGUGGGGCAGGUUCUUCCUCACUCUGUCAGCUUUGCUCAGGUCUUCUCCAGACAGGUGAAUUUGGUUUUGGUUGCUUCACAAAUCUUUGAAUGUUUAAAAAUUCAGAGGUGAAGAAAGUUGGGGAAAUGUGUACAUAGUUUGUUUUUUUGUUUGAAAAACAAAAUAAAUAAAUUAGUUAGCAAUGAG